Messenger RNA from Pichia membranifaciens NRRL Y-2026, 895 nucleotides. RefSeq lists its product as hypothetical. NCBI's taxonomy places the organism in Eukaryota, Fungi, Ascomycota, Pichiomycetes, Pichiales, Pichiaceae. The record is from RefSeq and is a predicted model, not a curated record. Bases 121 to 750 code for a protein of 209 amino acids. The transcript has a single exon.
CGUCAGGUUGUUUUGAUUAUCCGGUGGCACGAGCUGUUGCUGUUCCGGUUCCUGGGCUGCUGGAAGCCAUUGAAUUGCCAUUGAACCCUCCACCUCUUUCGAUAGCAAGCAAGCCGUACCAUGUUAUUAUCGCUGUUCCGUUUCCCACGCGUCUCUGUGUUGAGAGCUCCGACCGGGGCCCUUCAGCCUCGGUUCUUCACGACCAGCAGCCCGGUCCUUAAGGCUGCGGCUGCGUCCGCAGGCGCCACGAAGAAGGCUGCUGCACCGAAGAAGAAGGCAGCUGCGAAGAAGACGGGCGCUGCCACGAAGAAGGCUGCUGCGCCUAAGAAGCCGAAGGUGAAGGAGCUCACACGCACGCAGUUGAAGGAGAACGCGAAGCCCAAGAGACCCUUGACCAGCUUUGUGUUGUACUACCAGGAGCACUUCACGCAGCACUACACCGGCUCGGGAGACGUCACGCAGGCGAUCUCCGAAGCCAGCAAGGCCUGGAGAGCCGAGACCGACGCCGUCAAGGAGACGUACAGACAGAAGGCGGCCGAGAAGAGCAAGGACUACAACAAGCUGAAGGAGGAGUGGGAGGCCAAAUACAAGAGACCCUUGUCCGGCUACACCAAGUACAUCAAGAGCACCAUCGACCGCAGCAAGUGCGCCACCAUCCAGGAUGCCUCCGAGCAGAUGAAGCAGUUGGCCGCCAAGUGGAGCACCUUCACCCCGCAGGAGAAGGAGAGCUGGAAGACCAGAGAGUUGUAGUUGGCGUCUGUGUGGUUUAUAUCUAAGCAUCUAUCUAUCUGUUAUCUCUUUAUCUGACCAACACGCUUGCUGAAGCUGAGCCUUGUGCAAACCGCUGAGCUUUCAUUUUCAAUUCAGCUGAGCAUUUGCCCCCUUUCCCCCUCCC